Saccostrea cuccullata (small rock oyster) is the source of this 2819-nucleotide messenger RNA. Its product is annotated as solute carrier organic anion transporter family member 2A1-like. Gene Ontology annotation, biological process: transmembrane transport; sodium-independent organic anion transport. The transcript is spliced from 10 exons. Lineage: Eukaryota; Metazoa; Mollusca; Bivalvia; Ostreida; Ostreidae. Gene Ontology annotation, cellular component: plasma membrane. The coding region runs from base 324 to 2366 and encodes 680 amino acids. Gene Ontology annotation, molecular function: protein binding. The record is from RefSeq and is a predicted model, not a curated record.
UUACUGUACAAAUCUACAUCCUGUUUGUUACAUAUGCAUACAUAAAUUUUAUGUUGUCCAGUUCACGUUCAUCACAGUAUAUGUGGACAGGUCCUAAUUUGCUUAUCCUGGUCGUAGAACUUACGAGGAUAAAUAAAGAUUAUGCACUGACGACAAACGAUCAAGAGGUCAGUGAUUGAAGUGAUUGAAGUUUGUAGUCAAUUUCUCACUGAAUCAGCAAAUGUGUUCGAUAUAUAUUGGUGGAGUAUUUUUAAUUAACGAAUUUAAAUUUAUGUCAUAAUUUCGUAAAUUAUACCGGUACUCAAAUCAAAGGAAUUUUGAUCAUGUCUAGUAAUGAGGAAAUCGACAGACAUUCCAUCGUCAAUAAUGCAACAAAUGCAGAACGUGAACAUGAGGCGCAAGAUCAUGAACAUGAUACCCGAAGUCAUGAACAUGAUACGCAACUUCAAGAACAAGAUGAGCAACACCAUGAACAAGAUGAGCAACAUCAUGAACAAGAUGAGCAACAAAAUGAGCAAGCUAGAGACAAUGAGAUACAAUCUGAGGGAGACUUCGGCUGUGGGAUAGGAUUUUGUCGUCCUGGUCCUUUGCAGUGUUGUGCUCAACUCCUACCCUUCAGCAUUGCGUACGGUGUUUAUAUAAUGGUUUCUCAAACGAUCUCUGCAUAUCUGUCAUCGCAGAUUACGACACUUGAAAAGAGAUAUGGUAUUACUAGUUCACACAGCGGAGUAAUUUUAGCAGCAAACGAUAUUGGGUAUCUUGCUACUGUGUUGUUCAUUACUCAUUAUUGUAGAAGGUAUCAUAUUCCAAGAAUUUUAUCUCUUUUUGGAAUUCUUAUUGGUUGUUGUUCCAUAUCCCUAAGCUUUCCUAAUUUUAUUGAUCAACCGCAUUAUUCCAAUGCGACAUCAUCCGAAAGCGAUGAUAAAGAUCCCUUUCUUUGUAACCCGUAUGCUGAACAUGUUAACAAGACUGCACAAUGCAAUGAAGACAACACCAAUGAGAGGCAAGAAUCGAAAUGGGUCGUCAUUUUCUUCUCGUUAAUUUUUGUUCUUCAAGGAAUAGCUAAAUCUCCGAGAGUUCCUUUGGGCACAAUCUACAUAGACAAUUCCGCAGAUAAAGCUUCAACUGGAAAAUAUUUAGGUAUAUCGUCAACUUUGGCCCUAUUUGGGCCUUUUGCUGCAUCACUUUUAGGAGGAGCCUUCGGAAAAAUUCCUGUAAAUGAACAAUUUGCAUACAUGACUCCUAGUGAUCCACGCUGGAUUGGUGCUUGGUGGAUUGGAUUUCUUAUGUUUGGAGGGCUGGUCAUCAUAGCUUCGAGCAUCCUCUUCUUUUUUCCCAGACAAAUACGACAAAGGCAACCCGGAAUUAAAAACUCUUCCCCGAGAAACCCAGAUCAAACCAGGAAGAACCUACUCGACAAAAUCAAAAUUCUGCCUCAAACCAUAUUGCGAUUGUUACGAAAUCCCAUCUACAGUCUCACUCUAGCUUCCAACUGUCUGAUAUAUUUCUGUUUUAUUGGAAUAUACUCAUUUGGUCCAAAGUACAUGGAGAAUGUUUUCAACAUACCAACAUGGAAAACAAACUUAAUACAAGGCGGGGCAAGCUUGGUUUCUGCGGUUGUAGGGACCUUCCUCGGAGGAUACUUGACCUCUCAACUAGGACUCAGGGGUCUUGGUAGUCUGAAGAUGCGACUGAUUAUACUUCUAGUUGUUGUUGCGUGCCAAGUACUCCUGGUUUUAUUUGGAUGCAAUAACCAUGUCAUAAAGAAAAACCAAAUCCCAGCUGAAGUUGGAAAUACUACUAAGUGUGAUUGUCAUCUUGAACCAUUCUUCCCAGUAUGCACUAGUGACGGAAGUACGUUUUUCUCUCCUUGUCAUGCCGGAUGUUCUAAUGUAACAGGAACGGUGUAUUAUGAAUGCUCUGCAAAAAACCUAACGGCUACUCCAGGAAUUUGUGAUUCAGGAUGUCCGUUUCUAAUACCGUAUGUGACUGCAACAGUUAUCAAAAUAGUGGCUGCAACUAUGGCAACAGUACCAACUCAGAUCAUUAUCCUACGGUACGUGAGUGGGCAGGACAAGGCACUAGGAGUAGGAUUUAUGUCUUUUACCAUGUCGCUACUAGUGUACCUUCCCGCACCCUUGGUGAUCGGAAAGUUGUUUGAUGGCACCUGUCUCAUUUGGAAGAAUAUAUGCAAUGUGCGGGGAACGUGUCAGUUGUACAAUAUCGAAGAGAUGAGGGUUUUACUUAUGAUCAUGGAGGCUGGGUUUAUUGGUCUGGGAACAUUCUUGCAAGCUCUAGCAGUGUACAUUGGUAGUAGAGCUAAACUUUCCAAUGAGGACAACAAGGAGAUUAUUGUUGAAGUCUAAAACGUCGAUAAAAUUGAGAAUAAUUAACUGACAUUACAAUCUGAUUUUACAAUACUUGUUUUUGUAGAUUCUAAAACAUAUUGAUAUUUCUAGAAUUGUCUUUUAUUACAUUUUUACCCGUGAAAUACUGUAAUUUAUUCAUUGAAUAAAAAUGAUAUCCUGUCACAGUGUGAAAGGAUAUCAAAAUGAUAUCCUGUCACAGUGUGACGAAUAUCAGAAGUGCGGGAAAACCCUCGAUUUCCCUUCCCAUAACGGAGAUUGUUGCAAAAAAAAAUCUUCCUUGACCAAAUAUAAGAUAGAUGGAAAUAAAUAAACCAUUCUGACAACGAAUAAAACUGUCAAAAUUACCAAAAAUAUGUUGCUAAAUCCAUGUUUACAAUGUUUUCACCUCACAUAGCUAUGACGUCUCAACCCCUCAAGGAUGACGUCAUGUAGCCUAUAACUGUAUUACAA